Ictalurus punctatus (channel catfish) is the source of this 2046-nucleotide messenger RNA. It is a transcript of the gene coq3, whose product is annotated as coenzyme Q3 methyltransferase. Gene Ontology annotation, biological process: ubiquinone biosynthetic process. The record is from RefSeq and is a predicted model, not a curated record. NCBI's taxonomy places the organism in Eukaryota, Metazoa, Chordata, Actinopteri, Siluriformes, Ictaluridae. Gene Ontology annotation, molecular function: 2-methoxy-6-polyprenyl-1,4-benzoquinol methyltransferase activity. The coding region runs from base 92 to 1093 and encodes 333 amino acids. The transcript has 6 exons.
UUCCUCCCGGCGGAAAUCGGUGACGGACCUAUGCGGUCACAUUGAAGUUACUGCAAUGUGUCGUGAAAAGUGAGAUAAACAACGCGCGGUUAUGUUUUCCAAGCAAUCCGUACGUCUUGCUGGCUUUGUAUUGAUCAAAUCCAGAUUAACAUGCCCGAUACCUGUGAUAAAAUAUGCGACAAAUGAAUGUCAGUGUGCUGCGUUGAAGCGCUCACACACCAGCUGGACGGGACAUAAACAGCACACACACUCUGAGGGCAAGACCAGAGGUGUCCAUAUCCAUAAUGUCCGUCCCAUCUCCUACAGUACUCUGGACCCGGCUGAGGUCAGGAAGUUCCAGGUUCUGGCCAAUAAAUGGUGGGACAUUCAAGGUGAAUUUGCACCUCUCCAUGCCAUGAAUGAGCUAAGAGUGCCCUUCAUCCGUGAUAACCUGUUGACUGUGCACGGUGGCGGUGUGAUGGGUCGCCCCCUGUCUGGGCUCAGGAUACUGGAUGUGGGAUGUGGUGGAGGUCUGCUUACUGAGCCCUUAGGGCGGAUGGGUGCUGAGGUGCUGGGUGUUGACCCGGUAGAAGUGAGCGUGCGGACAGCAGAGCUGCACUCAUCCCUUGAUCCUGCGCUUAGAGGACGAGUGCGUUAUCGCGCAUGCACGCUGGAGGACCUUACUGAGGAAGAGGGAAACGAGGAAGCAUUCGAUGCGAUCGUGGCCUCUGAAGUGCUCGAACACCUGGCAGAUCUCGACACCUUCGUCCACUGUUGCUAUCGCAUGCUGAAGCCCGGUGGGUCUGUCUUCAUCACCACUAUCAGCCGGACUCGGCUGUCCUACGUCUUGGGAAUCCUGGUGGCUGAGCAGGUGCUGCGCAUUGUCCCGAGAGGGACUCAUGAGUGGGACAAGUUCAUCACCCCAGUGGAGCUGGAGACAAUUCUGGAGUCUUCUGGAAUUAUUGUUCAGUCUGUCCGAGGAAUGCUGUAUAACCCUCUUUCCAAAUGUUGGAGUUGGCAGCAGAGCACGGCUGUGAAUUAUGCACUGCACGCCAUCAAACAGAAGGAGGAGCCACUACACCAAACCCCCACUGAGGAUUCGACUUUUAUUUGAAUCAGUACAAUUUCUCAGUGUAGGUUUUAAAUACAGAAUACUGUACAUCAUAAUAUACAUACUAUAAUACAUAACGAAGAACAUAUAGUACAUAUAAAAAGACAUUUGACUCAGUGAUGUCAUUUGUACAUAAAAUAUCAAAAUAAGUCAACAUCGAAUUAAAUGUACAAAUCAGAUAUUACAUAACUAUAUAAUGAUACGAACUAUUAGCUUUUCCACCUUAAUGCUUCUGAUUCUGAUGCUUGUGUGAACACAACCACUUUUAUCUCGGCUAUAUCCUUCGUUCCAUUUUGAUGGACAGCGUUGUGUAACACAGUGUCAGAAACAAGUCUAAGUCACUGACCACCUCAAACAUACUGCACACUGUUGUUCAGAAAAAUCCUCCAAGUCCUGCACAUCUUCUGCAUGUUUGACCCCUUUCCAACAGCGGCUAUAUGAAGAUCCAUCUGUUCACACCGAGGACAACUGACGGACUCGUACACAACUAUUACAAAAGGCGCAAACAUUCACUGAUGCUCAAGAAGGCAACACGAUACAUUAAGUGUCUGGGGGGUGUAAAAUUUUGAACAGGAUAAAUGGUGUAAAUUGUUAUUUUGUCUGCUGGAAAAGUGCAACAUUUUUCACCCCAUUGACUCUUAAUGUAUGGUGUUGCCUUCAUGAGCGUCAGUGAUUGUUUGAAUGUGCAGGACUUGGAGGAUUUUUCUGAAGAACAGUGGGCAGUUUAACUGCUCUGGACAAACAAGGGACUCGUGAACACCUAUUACAUCCAUAAAAACAGUCGUUCAUCCAGGUAAAAAAAACACAGUAUUAAGAAGCCUGUGUAAACUUUUGAACUGGUUCAUUUGUCUAAAUUCAGUUAUUAGAAUGUCUUGUGGACUAUGUGUAAAGAUCUGUUAUGUAAAAUAGUUUCUUUAGGCCUGGACUAAAUAAAAAAAUAAAUGCAAGUCUUAUGA